GCGACAGAGCAGGCAGAUAUGGCCCCACAAAGGAUGCCAUGAUGCUGACGGACCCAGCGGGGUUGCGUUUCCAGUCCCUGGCUUGCUCUUCUGCGGAGUUUGUAUGGACUGGAAUUUGAACUCAUCCCAAACAUCAGCGAUUGAAGGUAAACUGGAAACCUGACCGCACACGCCAUCAAAGAUCUAUUCUCAAACUCCGAUCAAUUUUGACGGUAGCCAUGGGAUUGACCCGCUUGUUAAAGAAAAUCAAUUGUAGGAAAGAUGGAUCAGCGGUGGCCAGCUCUACCCCGCAACCAGAAGCACCAUGCGCCCCACAAGUUCGCCCGUUUGGACUAGAGGUCUUAGUCGAAGGAACCGAUCCUGUCGUGGACAUCGUUGCGGUCCACGGUCUAAACGGCCAUCGAGAGCAUACCUGGACUGCCAGUGGCGGCAAGCAUUGGCUGCGAGACUUCCUUCCGACCGAUUUACCCAAUGCUCGGGUCCUUUGCUGGGGAUAUGAUGCCAACACACACUCAAACUCUGGUGUGAGCAUCCAAUACCUAUACGAUCACGCUCGGGAACUUGUCGCAGAUCUGGCCAGGAAGCGGGGCUUAACCAAGGUGUGUAGCCACUUAGCCGUCGUUUCUAGCGAGAACACUGACAGCAAUCAGUCGAGAGAACGGCCGAUCAUCUUUGUGGUGCAUAGUCUUGGUGGCAUCGUCGUCAAGAGUGCCCUCAUCCACUCCGACACCGCACGUGAAGGCGCAUUGGCCGAACAUCGAUCUAUCAAAACCUCCACACAUGGAAUCUUGUUCAUGGGAACCCUCAUCAAGGAGGUUGUACCGAGAGCAUCGGCUGUUGUUCCCGGCCAAACAGAUGGCGAACCAAUCGCUAUUCAUGCUGAUCAUAUCAACAUGGUGAAGUUCGCUUUCAAGGAGGACUCAAACUACGUCAAAGUGUUGGAGGUACUUCAAAUCAUGGUGGCAGAUGCUUGUAGCAACAUCCAAUCGAGGUGGGAGACGGAGGAGAGGGUCACGAGAGCACGGAUCGGCCACAAAAUACUGGAGAAAAAAUCUGGCCCAUUUUACUCCAUUCCGUUUCCAGACAACAAAGGCUUUGUUGGGCGGAGUGAAACGCUCCAAGUCCUCCACUCGAUGUUGUUUCACGAUCAUUGUCAGAGCGUCGCUCUAUGCGGCCUGGGUGGCAUUGGAAAAACUCAAGUUGCUUUAAAGCUCGCUUACUUGAUCAAAGAAGGGAGACCCGAAUACUCGAUAUUCUGGGUGCCAGCAUCAAGCAAGGAAACUUUCAACGAGGCGUACCUUGCCGUCGCCAAAAAGCUUGGCGUUCAUGCCACGGAUAAUGAAGACCUCAGACUAGCUCUGAUGCAUCAUCUCCGCUCGUCUGCAUCCGGCAAGUGGCUCCUCAUUAUCGAUAACGCAGACGACGAAGACGUCUUGUAUGGAUCGCAAGACGGCUCUGAUGGAGUUCUCGACUAUUUGCCUCAGAGUGAAGCUGGUGUGACGUUAUUCACAACCCGCUUCUCGCGUAUAGCAACGUCUGUCGCUACGGAAAAUGUCAUCGACUUAGCAAAUAUGAGCUUUGAUGAGGCGCACAGCUUUAUGAGACAUUCGUUGGUGAAAGGAUUGUAUGAGGAGGGAAAUGUGCUCAAUGAGCUUCUUGAAGACCUUACAUAUCUUCCCCUCGCCAUUGCGCAAUCUGCAGCGUACAUGAACGAGAAUAGGACAUCGAUGCGAGAAUAUCUUGACUUGCUUCGAAACACAGAGCAGGACAUGAUUGAACUGCUUAGCAGCAAGUUUCAUGACAGAACGCGAUACAGGAACAAGGAUUCGCAGCACCCGGUGGCCACUACGUGGUUUCUGUCAUUUAGCAAGAUCCACAAAGACCACCCACAAGCUGCUAGCCUACUCAUGUUCCUCUCGUGCAUUGAACCAAAGGGUAUUCCGCGAUCAAUCCUGCCAAAGCUGCCUUCAGAGCAACAACUAACUGCAGCUAUCGGAACAUUAUGCGCCUACGCUUUUCUCACUCAACGAGGCAACUGCAGCUAUCGGAACAUUAUGCGCCUACGCUUUCUCACUCAACGAGGCAAUGCAAAAGUUCACGACAUGCACCGCUUGAAAGAGUACAUGCCACAUGCUCUGCAUUUGCUGAACGGCAAAGAUUUGGACGCAGUUGGAAUGGGAAUUGAGCUGUCUGAUUGCGCCAAUUUUGACGAUAGAUGGGCGGUACAAAGAGGCCAUAAAAAUGGGCGAGUCAAGGAUUCCAUUGCGGCACUUGAGCCCGUUGUUGAGGUUUACGGACGACGCUCGACGGAGGACACCCUGACCAACUUGCAUCGCGACGAAGACUCGCAGAGGCAUACCAUGCAGACGAGGUUGAAGAGGCGACACUUGACAAAGAUAAUCCGCCUCGACUUCGUCGCAAUACUUACUCGCAAUGCAAGUGCAUAUCGAGGAGACGGGCGAGUCAAAGAUGCGAUUGAUUUACUAGAAAAUGUUGUCGAGGUUCGCAAGACAACACUUGAUGAAGGGCACCCUAGGCGACUUGCAACAGAAGGCGAACUUGCAGAGGUUUAUCGAGUAGAUGGGCGUGUCAAUGAGGCCAUUGAGCUGCUCGAGCACGUUGUUAAGGUUCGCAAGACAACCCUUGAUGAAGGACACCCUGACCGGCUGGCGUCGCAAGGCGCGCUCGCAGAUGCAUACCUAGCAGAUGGACGGGUAAAAGAUGCAAUUGAGUUGCUCGAGUAUGUGGUUGAGAUGCACAGGAAAACACUUGACGAAGGACAUUAUCACCGACUUACGUCACAACAUUCGCUCGCUAUGGCGUAUCAAGCAGACGGGCGAGUGAAAGAUGCCACCAAGCUGCUCGAGCACGUCGUCGAGAUUGAGGAGACGACGCUUGACAAAGGACACCAUAACCGGCUGGCGUCGCAAGGCGCGCUCGCAGAUGCAUACCUAGCAGAUGGACGGGUAAAAGAUGCAAUUGAGUUGCUCGAGUAUGUGGUUGAGAUGCACAGGAAAACACUUGACGAAGGGCAUUAUUACCGACUUACGUCACAACAUUCGCUCGCUAUGGCGUAUCAAGCAGACGGGCGAGUGAAAGAUGCCACCAAGCUGCUCGAGCACGUCGUCGAGAUUGAGGAGACGACGCUUGACAAAGGACAUCCUGCCCGACUUGCGUCACAAUGCGCAUCGGCAAAGGCGAAUGAGGCAGGCAAGGAGUGCAGAAGAUCAUGA
Colletotrichum scovillei is the source of this 3233-nucleotide messenger RNA. Its product is annotated as putative phosphorylase superfamily protein. Gene Ontology annotation, molecular function: protein binding; ADP binding. The record is from RefSeq and is a predicted model, not a curated record. Bases 219 to 3233 code for a protein of 1004 amino acids. The transcript is spliced from 10 exons. NCBI's taxonomy places the organism in Eukaryota, Fungi, Ascomycota, Sordariomycetes, Glomerellales, Glomerellaceae.